This is a messenger RNA of Saccostrea echinata, 2607 nucleotides long. RefSeq names its product tyrosinase-like protein 2. NCBI's taxonomy places the organism in Eukaryota, Metazoa, Mollusca, Bivalvia, Ostreida, Ostreidae. Bases 157 to 2136 code for a protein of 659 amino acids. The record is from RefSeq and is a predicted model, not a curated record. The transcript has 5 exons. Gene Ontology annotation, molecular function: oxidoreductase activity.
AUUAGUAAGCGGAUGGUUAACAGUCUGUCAAACUAGGCGUUAAACAGAGGUUUCCCAUUCACGCCAAUCAGCGCUCUCCGCACGUACGCCAGGUGUAUAAAAGGAUUAAUAUACCUGCAAAGUGAGACACUGCCUCCGGUGAUACAAGAAUCCAAGAUGCGGAAAGGACAAAUCAACCUCCUCGCCUGCUUCUUAGCAGCGGUUGUCUUGCCGCCAUCGUUGGGAUUAAUUGAAGAAAUACAAACACCCCGUGACAUCUUAGAAUGCUUGGCAUACAAAUCUCAGAAUGCUUCCAUCGGGGAAGUGUCAGGACGAAGUAUACAAGAUUUCUGCAUCCGGAAAUUUACCCUGGAGACUCAAAGCGGAAAAGAGAACUUUGCUCAAAACAUCAGCACAGAAGGAGUCCAAUACCUGAAAUCUCUGUUCCGACAAUUGGAAUCCGAAGUACAUGACCAAAAGCGCGGGAAAAGACAGGCUGGAACUUGGAGAGUACGAAGAGAAAUCCGAACUCUCUCCGACGCUGAAAGAAACAACGUCUUCCAGUGCUUCCGAAGACUCAAGAACGAUUACUCUGUUGACCGAAGAAUGAGCACUUACGACAUGAUUGCGUCCCUACACUCCGGACAGGCCGCAAGAAUGAUGCACAACGGACCCGGCUUCCUGCCACGUCAUAUGAUUUACGUACUUGUAAUGGAGACAGCUUGCCGUAUCCCCAUGCCUUACUGGGAUAUGACCACUGACAGUGAAAUGAUGGAUCCAACUCAGUCUGUUGUUUGGUCUGAUCUCUUUUUUGGUCCAGGAAACGGCCCAGUUCUGUCAGGACCUUUUGGUCGAUUCAGGACACCCACUGGAACUCCAAUCAUCAGAAACAUAGGAUCAGGUGGAGCAUCUUUGGCUAGAAAAGCUGGUAUUAGAGCCUUGUUGUCCAGAAGAAGAACAUUCCAAAUUACUGAACCCCAGCCCGCUCAGAGUAUCUUUUCUAUUGAAAAUCACCACAACGGUGUCCACAACUGGAUCGACGGUUACAUGUCCGGCCUGAACACUGCUUCCUGGGACCCAGUCUUCUGGUUCAUACAUUCGUUUUUCCAGCUUCUGUGGGUUGCUUUCAGAAAUGGACAAAGAGCCAGCGGUAUUAAUCCUGAAAGAGACUACCCAAGAGGCGUCAGAGUUCCGUCUGGUCAUGAGUUCUACCAGAGAAUGAAUUUCAUGCCUUUCAUGCGACGAAUGACAAAUUUGGAAGGAUUCUCUAGCAGAUAUGACCGUAUUGUUCAGUAUGCUCCCAUGCCACGAUGCUCAGACGCCUGCGGUGGUGGUCGUUAUUUUGUUUGUUUACGGGGAGUAUGCGUCUCAAGAUCUAGACGAAGGCAACCAUUUAUGUUUAGGGGAAAACGAAGCAUAAACGCUCAUGAGGAUCAGUUGGCAGAUGAAAAUGUCAACCCAAACACAACCAACUUAAUUCAAUCUAAUGAAGCCGCCUUGUCAACACUUAACAAACCAUACCAAAACACAUUCAUGAUCAACGGAAAGGUAGAUGAAGACGCUUGGGCAUACAUUCCAAUCAGGGUCUUGUAUGAAAGACCAAGGGGUUUCAACUUCCACACUUCAUCACCAAGAGCAACAAAAAGAGAUAUGUAUGACCCAGAGAACUUUAAGAAGGAGGCAAAGAGAAUAGGACUUCAGAAUCAGGUCCAGUAUAAACAGCAGUGUUCUCCAUCUGGGUCAGGAGCAGGAAAAGUAUUUGUGCAGUCCAGUGGACUCAAUUAUGCAGGUACAUACAAAGAUUAUGCAAUUGUUGAUGAAAGGCAACCGGUGACGUCAGCAAUGACUUAUAUUGGAUUCAAAAAGCCUUUUGACUCCGACUCUGAACUUAUCUUAACAGCUUAUGACACUUGCGGGCGCAUUUGUCGGCCUGCGUGUCCCGUAUACAAUCAUAAUCGUGAAACCUACAAAGCUUGCUCUGGGAGUUUCCGGAUUUCUUCAAGGUCACCACUUAUGUUUAGCUCAACCUAUGGAAGCGCAGUGUCAAAUACAUGGAAUGUUAGGGAAGGAAUGGAACCAGGUUGUCAGAGCAAAUCCUUGCCUAUUACAUUUGUAUGUGACCAUCAAAACUCCUGGCCUUGGGAAACAAAACUGUGAUAAGACUAAGGGUAAUAUAGAUCUUCAAAUGAAUCCUUUAAGUGGACCUCAGAGAACAAAAUUUUAAUAAAUAUUGUUUAUUUUAUAUAUAUAUAUAUAUUUUUUUUUAGAAAAAAAUGUUACUAUUUUAAUAAGUUAUUGAUUGUCUUUUUAAAAAAUGAAUUAUUGUGAUCUCAUGGUAGAAAAUUAAUUUCAAAAUAUUCAAUUGCACUCAAACGUACGCAGAACACUUUUUUAAAUUCACAUGUACUUAUAUCAAAGGUUGAUGAAAAAACAAUACCUUAAAGAUUAAAAAAACACAAACACUCGCAUCGAGUAUUGAUCUUCCCUCCAUUCGUGUAUUUGAUUGUGCAAGUCUUUCAAUUGUAUAAUUUAUUUGUUUGUGUGAAUGCAGGAACUGAAUGUACUGAGGCAGUGUAUUUGUUUGUUAUGUAAAAGUUAAUGAAAAUAAAAAAGAAGAAAACCCGAAAA